GUCCUCAAUCCGAGUGCCACGUAACAAGAGCCCUGACUGGCUGCUGCUGACGGAGAAGUUGGCUUCUGCGCUGCGAGCGGUCAGGAUCCGAGGAGGAUUACAUCUGUGCUAUAAACAUUCAGGAAUCCGGGAGGCAUGGGGGGAUCGCAGAGUGUUGAGAUACCCGGCGGAGGUUCCGAGGGUUACCACGUUCUCAGAGUGCAGGAGAAUUCUCCAGGACACAGGGCAGGACUUGAACCAUUCUUUGACUUCAUUGUUUCCAUUAAUAAUACAAGAUUGAAUAAAGACAAUGACACUCUGAAAGAUCUUCUGAAAGCGAAUGUCGAGAAGCCGGUGAAAAUGCUGGUAUACAGCAGCAAGACGCUUGAACUGAGAGAGACCACAGUCACCCCCAGCAACAUGUGGGGUGGGCAGGGCCUGCUCGGAGUCAGCAUACGCUUCUGCAGCUUUGAGGGUGCCAAUGAAAACGUCUGGCAUGUGCUAGAAGUGGAGCCAAAUUCCCCUGCUGCCCUAGCAGGCCUGCGACCUCACACUGAUUAUAUUAUCGGGGCAGACACUGUGAUGAAUGAGUCUGAAGAUCUAUUCUCGCUCAUUGAAUCGCAUGAAGGAAAAGGCCUGAAACUAUACGUAUAUAACACCGACACGGACAAUUGUCGAGAAGUGGUCAUUACACCAAACACAGCGUGGGGUGGAGAGGGAAGCUUAGGCUGUGGCAUUGGCUAUGGCUAUUUACAUAGGAUACCCACACGUCCAUUUGAAGAGGGAAAGAAGAUCAGUUUUCCUGGCCAGAUACCUAGUGCACCUGUCAGUCCACUUAAAGAUGGCUUUACGGAGGUGCAGCUUUCUGCUGUGAGUCCACCCCCUGCUGUGUCCUCCGCUCCUGCUGGAUUGGAGCAGGGAAUGGCAGGCUUGUCCAUCAGUCCGGCUCCCUCUGCUGUUCCAAACGUACUCCAUACAGGAGUCCCAACUGUUCCACUGUUGCCUCCUCAAACCAGUGUCUCCGGGAGUGCAGUGCCAUCAGUUAAUCCAGCUGCCACAUUACCUGGUUUGAUACCCUUACCAGCAGGUCUACAGACGAUACCCAAUUUGUCAAACUUGAAUAUCACUCUACCAAACUUGACUCCAGUGUCCUUACCAGGAGUCUCUGGUGGCAAUCCUCCAACAACAGGAUUUGCACCACUCGCUCAACUGCCACCAAUAAACCUGCCUGGAAUAGCUUCCCUUCCAAUGCCUACUGUAUUUCCGACUCAGUUGCCCCUGGUCCCAGGUGUAACACCCCUUCCCUCUGACUUCAUCCCCCCUAUGGUUUCUAUUUCUGCUACUGCAGCAGCCACAGUAGAACAAACUCCAGCCCUCAUCUUGGACGCAACCUCAGUUUCCAAGACCCCAGUUAGUGCAGCAAUGACAGAGACAUCGGUAACCAGUGAAAUGCACUCUUCUGAGACUACAGACGCACAAGUUUCUUCUGAGUCCUCCUAACGAUAAGCGCCACACAGGGCCGGGUUGUGUUUAUUUAUUUAGCCACAAGCGAGAUCCUGAAACUCUCAAGAUUGUACAGUGUAAGAGCAGCCAGAUGGGAUUUGGAUUCAUCUCAUAAAUUGUGGAGAGAGUAAGAAUGGCUAAGAUCCAAAAGGUAAAAUGAAAGAUAAUGAAUGCACAAGUAUGUUCAAGGAAGCCUCCAGCAUAUGUUCCUAUACAGCAUAGAUGUAGGUAUAUAUUUCCUCACAGAUUUAUUUUAAUUUUAUCUUUUCCAUUCUACCCCUAAGACUGUUCCAUUCUUUAACAAUAUUUUGGUGAAAGAUUGCUGUCUGGUGGUAAUAUACACAUUUAUUUUGUUCAAAUGGAUCGUAAAAGUUUUAUUGCUUUUUUGCUUUUCCAACAUGGUUUUUAUUAUUUGGCAUGUACAUCAUGUAUCUCCAUGUACAGUUCAAUUUCAGUCUGUCUUUUUAUUCAAUAAAAACAAGACCAUCGUUUCCUGUAGCUGCUGUGUUUCAGCAAUCCAGUGUGAAUUGGUUUGGAAGAGUAGAAAACGAAACAAAACUGCUGUAUAGGUUGAAGCCAGAAGGUGGCACUGUAAGGCUACCGGUCAUAAAAAUAAAAAAAUGUUCACAUACUCAAGCAAUAAAAUAAUGGAAUUUUACAUUGUA
Molecule: messenger RNA, 2147 nt
Organism: Lepisosteus oculatus (spotted gar)
Lineage: Eukaryota; Metazoa; Chordata; Actinopteri; Semionotiformes; Lepisosteidae
Gene: gorasp2
Product: golgi reassembly stacking protein 2
Biological process (GO): Golgi organization
Cellular component (GO): Golgi apparatus
Molecular function (GO): protein binding
Source: RefSeq, a predicted model, not a curated record